GAUAAAUAAAUAAAUAAAUAAAACAAACACAAAAUAAAGAAAAAUUCGGUGGGGAUUUUGGCAUAUGCUAAUUUGCCAAGUUGUGGUCUUGGUUUUGCCUCUUCCGAUCUCACCUUCCUCUCCUUUCUUUCUCUCUCAAUUAUCAGCCAAUUUUCUAGAAUUUAGAUAGCAAUUUUCUUUCAAAGUUUUGAUUUUUCAUUUUCAGUUUUAUUAAUUACAAGAUAUAUUUGCAUUUGAUCCGUUAAUCUCUUGCAUUUAUAUCAUUUUUGAUGUAAUUAAAGCUAUAUUUGAGUUGGGUUUGUCAUAAUUUCAGGUGGGUAGAGGAGAAUUGUAUGAUUUUGGGUGAAAAAGUUGAAAUCUUUUUGUGGGUUUGAAAGAAAAAUUUGUGGGUGUUGUUGAAAAGAUUAAGAUAAUUGGUUUAUGGGAAUUGGGUUAUUGAAGAAAAAUUCAAACUUGGAGAAAGGAAAGAAAUGCUGUAUUUGAAGCAACCAAUGGUUCAACAAUGGUGUGAAGGUUUUGUAAAUUUGAAGUGGGAAAUUUGAAUGCGAGUUUGAGCAAUUCCCGAGCCCGGAGGCUCGGGGAUCUACAUAAGAGAGAGAAUAGAGAAUUAAGAUAAAAAUGGGUUCUCAAGAGAGAGAAACUCAACCUUUUCAACCUACUCUCUCCCCUCCUCAGCCAUGUAUGCACGAGUUUGAGCUCUAUGAGACUCGAUCGAAAUUCUACAUCAUAGGAAGGGACAAGAGUAGAACAAAUUGGCGAGUUUUAAGCAUUGAUAGGUCAGAACCAUAUGAAUUGAUUAUUCACGAAGAUUCUACUACAUAUACUGAAAGUGAAUGUACUGAACUUCAGAAACGGAUACAUGAAGGAAAUAAGUCCAUAGGUGGGCUUAAAUUUGUCACAACUUGUUAUGGAAUUGUUGGGUUUGUUAAAUUUUUGGGGCCUUACUAUAUGCUACUAAUCACUGAAAGGAGGCAAAUCGGUUCAAUUUGUGGCCAUGCAGUAUAUGCCAUCUCGAAGAGCGAGAUAAUUUCGCUUCCAUAUUCUGCAGAGCAAGCCCAUAUGACGGACUCAAGGAAUGAAUGCAGAUAUAAGAAGCUUCUAUGCAUGGUCGAUCUUACAAAGGACUUCUUCUUCAGCUAUUCUUACCAUGUUAUGCGCGCCCUACAGAAGAAUUUGUGUGAUAGACAAGCAGGGCAUGUCCUCUAUGAAACUAUGUUUGUUUGGAAUGAAUUUUUGACACGUGGAAUCCGGAAUAAUCUUCAAAACUCCUUAUGGACCGUAGCAUUGGUUUAUGGCUCCUUUAAGCAAACGACAUUCUCUAUAGCUGGACACAACUUCAACCUAGCUCUUAUAGCAAGGCGUUCACGUCAUUAUGCUGGUACCAGGUACCUCAAAAGAGGAGUUAAUGAGAAAGGGCGAGUGGCGAAUGAUGUUGAAACUGAGCAGAUUGUGUUUGAGGAUGUUGCUGAAGGAUUACCUGUGCGAAUUAGCUCUGUCGUGCAGAAUCGUGGGUCUAUUCCCCUCUUUUGGUCACAGGAGACUUCUCGGUUAAAUAUUAAGCCGGAUAUUAUAUUGUCAAAGAAAGACCAAAAUUAUGAAGCUACAAGGCUUCAUUUUGAAAAUCUUGCGAAGAGAUAUGGCAACCCGAUAAUCAUUUUGAAUUUGAUCAAGACUGUUGAAAAGAGACCGCGAGAGUCAAUUCUUCGUGCGGAGUUUGCAAAUGCCAUUGAAUUUAUCAAUAAAGAUUUGCCUGAAGAGAAACGUUUGAAGUUCCUGCACUGGGAUCUGAAUAAACACACCCGAAGCAAAGCCACAAAUGUGUUGCUCCUCCUAGGGAAAGUAGCUGCAUAUGCAUUAACACUAACAGGUUUCUUUUACUGUCAACUAAUCCCGGCCUUAGGGUCUGGUGAUUCUUCAGAAUGUCCGUCUUCUGGGAACAUGGAUACAGGGGACUUAGCUGAACAGAAUGAUCCUCAAUGUGGCCUUGAAGAUGCUGAUAAUGUGGAGAGAGAUGAUGCUGGUGAUAAUAAUGCUAAUGGAGAUUUUGCUGACACGAAGCCAAUGUUCCAAAAUGGGGUCCUCAGGACCAAUUGCAUAGAUUGCCUAGAUCGAACAAAUGUUGCACAGUUUGCAUAUGGAUUAGCCGCCCUCGGACACCAGCUUCAUGCUCUAGAUAUGAUAGAUAUCCCAAAAAUAGACCUUGAUUCGCAGCUGGCUGAUAAUUUAAUGGGGUUUUAUGAGAAAAUGGGAGACACUCUUGCACACCAGUAUGGAGGAUCUGCUGCUCACAACAAGAUAUUUUCUCAAAGAAGGGGUCAGUGGAGAGCAGCAACCCAUUCCCAAGAAUUAAUACGAACUAUGCAACGAUAUUACAGCAAUGCAUACAUGGAUGCAGAAAAGCAAAAUGCUAUCAAUGUAUUCCUGGGACAUUUCCAAGCACAGCAUGGCAAGCCAGCAUUGUGGGAGCUGAAUUCCGUCCACCACUGGAGUGCAGGGAGAAAUGGGCAAACAAAUAUCGAUGAAAAUGGAAGGUCCUUAUUCAAAAGGUGCUGGUCAGAUGGAAGUAUUCUUCGUGCAAGUGUCUCGCCUAUGUCAUCCACAAAUGUACAACAGACGAACUUUUCGAAUUUGGUUUUCCAAGAUUCAUCUGACGGUUCUAAUAGGCUUCUGGUCGAAUCGUCUCCUGAUAUAUCAACUUCAGAAAGUGAUACGUCAUAUUACAGGUGUUCCAAUUCAAUUCCUCGCAAGCAGCUUUUCGGAGAUGUUCAGAGAGAACAUUAUGUUGAAAAUGAUCAUGUCAACAUUCAUGAACGUGUAGAUUCAUUAGACUGCUCAAAUUUUGUGGACUUAGAUUGGCUUUCUUCUUCUGGACAUUCAUGCGAGGAAGAGUCUUAUGAAAGGUCAAUGUCUACAAGCUCUCCAUUUGCUGGGCUAUCGUCCGAUAAUGUCAUGAAUGGAAUGAUGGGAGAAACAACUUCAUCUAGCAGUCAAUAUGGAUCUGGGAUGAAGUUAAGGGAGCAUACAGAAGGAGAAUUAUCAUAUGGUAAGGCUAACGGUUCUGUUCUAGAAGACUAUUCGGAAAGCUUCGUAAAUUGGGUUACAUCUGGAGAGGCACUUUGCCAUUGUAAAAUUUGAAAUUGUGCACCGUGCUUUUCUUCGAUCAUCCUCCCCGUGUGAAAUUUUGAAAAUGAGCACUGAGCUUUUCCUCUAUCCUCCUCUUGACUGAAGUUCAUGCCAAUAGUUAGUUGAGUGCUGAAGCUGAGUUCUUCAUCCGUUUGGCAAUCCGAAGCUGAUGGUAAAUAGCCAAUAGUUACAGAUUCUUUUAGGAGCUUAUUUUUCUGUUUUCUUUUUUGUUUUCUUUUCCUCUCCUCCUUGAUGAACUGUUUCUGCAAAGUUCCUUGUAAAUAUGUAUCGUUUGCUCUUGGGAGCUCCUCUUGCAAAUGUAGGCAGUUGAUUCUUUCAAUCUGUUUUAACGAUGGGUCGAAUUUAAUUUCAUACCGAAAAUGAUAAAGGAAAGAGGACAUUAAGGAAUAGUUUAUCGCA
This is a messenger RNA of Beta vulgaris subsp. vulgaris (sugar beet), 3543 nucleotides long. RefSeq names its product phosphoinositide phosphatase SAC3. NCBI's taxonomy places the organism in Eukaryota, Viridiplantae, Streptophyta, Magnoliopsida, Caryophyllales, Amaranthaceae. The record is from RefSeq and is a predicted model, not a curated record. Gene Ontology annotation, biological process: phosphatidylinositol dephosphorylation. The transcript has 16 exons. The coding region runs from base 619 to 3135 and encodes 838 amino acids. Gene Ontology annotation, cellular component: intracellular membrane-bounded organelle. Gene Ontology annotation, molecular function: phosphatidylinositol-3,5-bisphosphate 5-phosphatase activity.